ACAAAAUUUUCCGCCUGUCCCAGCAUCCCGGGUGAUUAUCCUCCUCCUCGUCGUCUAUUUUUCUUCGCCCUUCGAGUUCAGCCUCAUCUGCAAGUGAGGCGUUUCUGCUGCUUACUACGUGGUCCACUCUUCGUUUCUAUGCCAGCUUAUUGAACAGACUUCUACUCUUCCAUCUUGGUCUUUGCCCGGUUUUUUUUUUUAAAAAAAGAAAACACACACAAGAAGAGAAGAGGGGAAGAAAGACAGUCUAGUUUAAAAAUUUUUUUGUCGCCCAAGGCACGCAUGGAACUCAGUCAUCGUAUCGUUGAUGCCAUAUGGCGCCCAAGCUUCGUUCUGAAGUAUCACGAAUUACAGGCAUAUCUUCACCCCUCCUCCGGGCGAACUGGCCCAGCUCCGUGGGAUCAGUCUCCCCUCAACCCUCGAAACCUAGUCGAUUCACUCAAUAACACCUCUUCACGGUGGCGAAUUGAUGGAGCCACCAUUUGCGGCACUUGUAUAUAUGUGAUACCCCUCGAUCUGCUCCCAACCCUUCCCCCACUAGGCAUCUUUCUCUUUCUUCUAGACCAAACAGAUUACCCUCCAGCUCUCCGGCACAGCCUUGACGCUUCUGUCAGUGUGCCACUAAGAGAUGGGCGCGCUAUUUCUGGACAAGGCAUCGCAAAGCAUCUCUGUCGUGCCUUGGACCAUUACUGCGCCCAAAACCCCGAUUUCCUUGAUCAGUAUCUCAGGUUGCCCUUUGGUUCCAAACUCAUCCUCGAGGAACUUGCGUCUGACCCUGCAAGCAUGAAGCUUGAAGUUGAGCGGGUCUAUGACAUUGAGUCGAAAAUGCUAACCGUAACAGCUCUCCAACAGUUGUGGUCCGAUGUUGCCAGGGAUGCUUGGCCGCCAAUACUCGACGUUCAUGAUCUACGCCUCAUUAGGCAGAUCAAUGAGGCUGUGAGUCUAGUAGAGACACCAGGAAUUAAGCUUUGUAUUCAGCCCCUUAGCAUCUUCAAGUCAGCCGCUGGUUCGUUGGAUCAUAUGUACCAUGAGCUUCAUUUGCUACUUACCUGUCCCCAACACCCGCACAUCAUGAGUCGGCCUCUGGCCAUUGUGACGAAGAAGGCUUCGUUUGGCGGUAAGGACGGAGUUGUUGGCUUUUUGCUCCAGUAUUUUCAAGCUGGUUCGAUCCGUGACAUUCUCCCUAAUCGACAGCGUUCUGGUACACUGCUGAAUUCCGUCAAACUUCGAUGGUGUCGUCAGAUAGCCUCCGCACUAGCUCACCUGAAUGCGACAGGGAUAUUCUAUUCCGAUUUACGGCCAGAUAAUGUGCUGCUGGAUAGCAACCGGCCUGAUGCUGGUGUCGUUUUAUGUGACUUUGAACAGCGGGGCAACUGGUACGAGUGGUGUGCUCCCGAGGUCCUAUAUCGACAAUAUGCCGAAAACAUUCGAUCCCGCCUUCCUGCACGCGUCAUCAACCCACCAUAUGACCGUUUGCUCAAGGGUUAUCAUUACUCACAUAGCCUAUCCGACUCAAAAUGCUAUACAUCCGCUGAAACCCACAUCGAGUCCAGUAACCGUGCGUGGUUCGCCCUACCAGCUGCGGCGCGGGAGAAAGCUACCGUCUACAACCUUGGACUUUUCAUCUACACGGUUUUUGAGGGCUUAAGUAACGUUGAAUGCAAUAUUGCGAACCAGUUUCCAAAUGAACAAGAGGUGGAGUUCCCGGUCUUUCGAAGAACCCCAGACGUCAUAAGGGAACUUAUCCAAAGAUGCGUCGCUGAUACCCCUGACCGGCAAGUAGAAGAAUUGGAGUCUGGGCCUUUUAGAGUAGUCCGCAGGAACGGACUGCUAUACCCCAGAACGCGGACUGAUUUAGAGCGUAACACGUACGAAACAGUCACCGCCGUCAUGGAUAGUGCCUUCAGGUACUGGGCCAUUGAACUGGCGUGCGCGGAAAAGUUUCUUGAGAGCCCAAUGUGGCCGUCAGGUAACUUUGGACACAACAGACCAUCUCUACGAGAUGUUUCGGAUAUUCUUGAACGGCUUCCAGAAGAUUUUGAAGAAUGAACAUCAACCAACUAAAC
Molecule: messenger RNA, 2066 nt
Organism: Aspergillus ochraceoroseus IBT 24754
Lineage: Eukaryota; Fungi; Ascomycota; Eurotiomycetes; Eurotiales; Aspergillaceae
Exons: 1
Coding region: 283-2049 (588 amino acids)
Biological process (GO): protein phosphorylation
Molecular function (GO): protein kinase activity; ATP binding
Source: RefSeq, a predicted model, not a curated record